Nannospalax galili (Upper Galilee mountains blind mole rat) is the source of this 1551-nucleotide messenger RNA. RefSeq names its product tubulin alpha-3 chain. Gene Ontology annotation, molecular function: GTP binding; structural constituent of cytoskeleton. Gene Ontology annotation, biological process: microtubule cytoskeleton organization; mitotic cell cycle. Gene Ontology annotation, cellular component: microtubule; cytoplasm. The transcript has 6 exons. The coding region runs from base 43 to 1473 and encodes 476 amino acids. The record is from RefSeq and is a predicted model, not a curated record. Lineage: Eukaryota; Metazoa; Chordata; Mammalia; Rodentia; Spalacidae.
GCCCAAAAGAAAGACUGGUUAUCUCUUACAGAUCCCAAAACCAUGGCUCAGGCAAGCAGUGUGCUGCUGAGCUGCAUCCCCAACUACCUUACUCACUUGCAGAAGUAUGGAAGUCCAACCAACCGCGAGUGUAUCUCUAUCCACGUGGGGCAGGCGGGUGUCCAGAUCGGCAAUGCCUGCUGGGAGCUGUACUGCCUUGAGCACGGUAUUCAGCCCGAUGGUCAGAUGCCAAGUGACAAAACCAUCGGGGGUGGUGACGACUCAUUCAACACCUUCUUCAGUGAGACGGGGGCCGGCAAGCACGUUCCCAGAGCAGUGUUCGUGGACCUGGAGCCCACUGUGGUCGACGAAGUACGCACGGGGACCUACAGGCAACUCUUCCACCCAGAGCAGCUGAUCACUGGGAAGGAAGAUGCGGCCAAUAAUUAUGCCAGAGGUCAUUAUACCAUCGGUAAGGAGAUUGUCGACCUCGUCCUGGACCGGAUCCGCAAACUGGCGGACCUGUGCACAGGACUGCAGGGCUUCCUCAUCUUCCACAGCUUCGGAGGUGGCACGGGCUCGGGGUUCGCAUCCCUGCUCAUGGAACGGCUCUCGGUGGACUAUGGCAAGAAGUCCAAGCUGGAGUUCGCCAUUUACCCCGCCCCUCAGGUCUCCACAGCUGUGGUAGAGCCCUACAACUCCAUUCUGACCACACACACGACCCUGGAACAUUCUGACUGUGCCUUCAUGGUCGACAACGAAGCCAUCUAUGACAUCUGUAGGCGCAACCUGGACAUUGAACGUCCCACAUACACCAACCUCAAUCGUCUGAUCGGGCAGAUUGUGUCCUCCAUCACAGCCUCCCUGAGGUUCGAUGGGGCCCUGAAUGUGGACCUGACAGAAUUCCAGACCAACCUGGUGCCAUACCCUCGAAUCCACUUCCCACUGGCCACCUACGCCCCGGUCAUCUCAGCUGAGAAGGCCUACCAUGAGCAGCUCUCGGUGGCUGAGAUCACCAACGCGUGCUUCGAGCCAGCCAAUCAGAUGGUCAAGUGCGACCCUCGCCAUGGCAAAUACAUGGCCUGCUGCAUGUUGUACAGGGGGGAUGUUGUCCCGAAAGAUGUCAACGCGGCUAUCGCUACCAUCAAGACUAAGCGCACUAUCCAGUUUGUAGACUGGUGCCCAACUGGAUUUAAGGUGGGUAUUAACUACCAGCCCCCCACUGUGGUCCCAGGAGGAGACCUGGCCAAGGUGCAGCGGGCCGUGUGCAUGCUGAGCAACACGACUGCCAUCGCAGAGGCCUGGGCCCGCCUGGACCACAAGUUUGACCUCAUGUACGCCAAGCGAGCCUUUGUGCACUGGUACGUGGGGGAGGGCAUGGAGGAAGGGGAGUUCUCGGAGGCUCGGGAGGACCUGGCCGCGCUGGAGAAGGAUUAUGAAGAGGUGGGCGUGGAUUCCGUGGAAGCAGAGGCUGAAGAAGGGGAGGAGUACUGAGUGCGAGGAUCCACUGGCCGCCAGCCCUCUACCCUCUGCUCCCACCAUUGUCUUAACAGGAUAUAGUUAAUAAAGUUU